CUCCAACGCCGCAUUAACUUCGUUAACGUUUCUCGUGCGAAUCAGAAUCAAACGAUAACCUAUAGACACUCCGACGUGUUCUCCGCGAGUCACAGUAUACACCAAUUAGGUACCUACCUAAACCACUGCACUUAUACAUUACGGUUGUCGUUAAAAGUGAAUUUGUCACAAACUUACAAUGGGUCAAUACGACCAACCUCACUCAUACGUUUGGCCUGCAGACUACAACUGGAUGAAACCACAGCAACAUGCUGAAGUUUCAACAGUAAGCCAAGUAAACUUUCCAGUGUCAUCAACAGAAGUACUGGUGCCAUGGCUAUUAUCUAUGUGGAUGAUGGGAAACAAAACUCCUACAGACUACCCUAAACGCAAAAUUGUGAAAAAACCAUACAGAAAAGGCCGAAAUGAAAACACGGGAUUUAAAGAUCGUUUUACAUGGGGACAAAUAGAUUUAGAAUAUCCCGAUCAAGAUACAAGACAGAUGGCUAUUAAUAACGGCGCAUUUAUACCAGUUAACAACCUUCUGUUGGGGCUAGAAGUAUGGAAAAACAAAAUGUUUUUAAGCCUACCACAAUGGAGACCGGGAAUACCAGUAACGCUAGCGUAUGUGAAUUUGAACAGUCACACCAAGUCUCCAAUACUGAAACCAUAUCCCUCGUGGAACUGGUACGCUAGUAAUAUGAACCGCUGUCAUGGUUUGGUAUCCGUGUUCCGAAUGGAAGUGGACAAGUGUGACAGAUUGUGGGUGUUGGACACAGGCGCCAUAAACUUGGCAACUAAGGUCGAUCAAAUUUGUCCGGUCAAGCUAGAUGUAUUUGAUUUGAAAACCGACAUGCACAUUAAGCGUUUUAUUAUCCCAACAAAUCAAACGUUAAAAGAUUCGCUGUUCACAAACAUUGUUGUCGAGAUUCUCAACAAUAAUUGCGAAGACGCAUAUGCUUAUAUGUCUGAUGUAUUUCAAUACGGAUUGGUCGUUUACAGCUAUAAAGAGGACGUCUCUCGACGGAUCAACCAUCCGUAUUUUUAUCCGGAUCCGCUGUACUGCCAUUACAGCAUGGAUGGCAUAAAGUUCAACUGGAUGGACGGCAUUUUUGGCAUGUGCCUAUCGCCGGACGGCGGUGUCGGGCAGCGGGUGCUCUACUUCCAUUCGCUAUCCAGCCACAAUGAGUUCUACGUGCCCACCGCGUCGCUGCGCAAUGGUACGCUCGGCGAGGGCGACAUCAUCGAGCACUUCUUCGCGCUCAACGAAUCGCGGUGCGCGCGCCACCAGUCGUGCCAGUCGUCCGGCAUGGCGGUGGACGCGAAGGGCGUCAUGUACUACAACCUGGUGACCUCGGGCAAAGUGGGCUGCUGGGACACCGGACGUCCGUUCGGGUCGGUCACGCAGGGCCUGUUGUCCAGCGGCCCAACGCCGCUCAGCUUCCCCAACGACCUCAAGGUAGACAAGGAGCCCGCGCAAAGGGUAUGGAUGCUCAGCAACGGGCUGCACAAGUAUUUGUACGGCAAACCGGACCCGAAGCAGGUCAACUACCGGAUAAUGGUGGCGCACACGGACGAUGUUGUCAAAGGUACGGUUUGCGAAUCCAACUGACCACUCAAUAUAAUAUAAUAUAAUAUUCCUUAAGCAAUACAAGACUUGAAAAAACGGUUAAAACAAAAAUCGAGAUAAAACGAAUACUA
This is a messenger RNA of Rhopalosiphum maidis (corn leaf aphid), 1680 nucleotides long. Its product is annotated as protein yellow-like. NCBI's taxonomy places the organism in Eukaryota, Metazoa, Arthropoda, Insecta, Hemiptera, Aphididae. Gene Ontology annotation, cellular component: extracellular region. Bases 179 to 1591 code for a protein of 470 amino acids. The record is from RefSeq and is a predicted model, not a curated record. The transcript is spliced from 5 exons.